UGAAAUCUGAUGGUGCCUAUAAGAAAAUCCUACAGUGUACUACUCUUCGAUGUGUAUGACAAAACUGUGCUACACCUGGCAGGGCUCGCUAAAGGGCAGAGGAAAGUACUGCAGUGCUACAACUGUAGUUGCUUCUGCUGCUGUCGCAAUGUAAUGACAUUGACAUAAGUUAACGGCACCAGACAAUCACGUCAUUUCCGGGCCUCAUCGAGUCCGAGACGUGGCGACGUAGGGUCCGGGUACCAGCCGGAACGGGAUGGCGGCGGAGCUGCGCGGGGCCGACCAGGGAGGCUCUGCGUCUCUGUGCUCGCUGAGAAAAUGGCACCCCGAGACCGCCUGGUAGUAGCGCCCCCCUCCGCCAUGCGCAAGCGAGGGGCUCGAAAGCGCCUCAGAUUUCGGGCCAGUGAUGUCUGUUCGGAGCGUGUGACCGUGGCGGAUUACGCCAACUCUGAUCCCGCAGUGGUGAAGUCCGGGCGCGUAAAGAAGGCUGUGGCCAACGCACUGCAGCAGGAAGUGAAAUCACUUUGUGGUUUGGAAGCCUCUUGUGUACCGACUGAUGAAGUGCUAUCAGUGGCAGAAUCCUGUGGCAGUAGUGAUGAAAUGGAUUCUAAGGAGUUGGCCACUGAUAGAAUGUUGUCUAGGAAAAAGAAAAGAGAGAGGCAUAAAGAAAACUCUGAUGGAGUAGUAGGCAAAGAGUAUCCCAUUGACAUUUGGUUGGUGCUGGCAUCCUACAUACGUCCAGAAGAUACUGUGAACUUUUCUCUUAUUUGUAAAAGAACCUGGACUGUCACUUGCACUGCUGCCUUUUGGACCAGACUUUACAGAAGGCAUUACAAUAGGAAUUCAUCCCUCCCAAUCCGUUUACAGCCAGAGUCGAUGGAAAAGAUGUACUGUCUGCGUGCGUGCGUGAUUCGCUCUUUAUAUCAUAUGUAUAGACCUUUUGUUUCUCGAGUAGCCAAGAAUCCAGCUGUCCCAGAGACUACUCCAAGCACUUUAAAAAAUUCAAGAUGUCUGCUUUUCUGGUCUAGAAGGGUUGACCGACAGCCUUCACUGUGGGAAUUCAGCUUCAAAUUCCAAAGACAGUCUCCCAAGUUAAAGAACAGUCGUCUAAAACCUCUUCAACCUCCUGUCCGGUAUGAAGAUGUCCACAUGAACCCUGACCAAGACUGCUGCCUAUUGCAAAUCACUACCCUUGACUUUAUAUAUGUACCAAUAGUCAUGGGCAUGACAGUUACCUUGUUCACAAUAAAUGUAAGCACUGACAUGAGGCAUCACAGAGUGAAAAUGGUAUUUCAUGAUUCUCCAGUUUGGAAUGGCAAGAAACCCAGAUUUGACCAUGGAGUGCAGAUAGUAAUGGACCCUGUGCACAGUGUGCGUCUCUUUGACUGGUGGCACCCACAGUUCCCCUCUUCAUACAUCUGAAGACUCACAAGUAGUUUGCUUCAUAUAAACUGAAAAAUCUCCAGGAAGCCUAAUUUUAUUUGUAGAAUAUAUUCUAUACAAUCUCCAUAAAUGACUAAACUUGAUAAGCUGGUCUCUGUAUAUAUUUGAUCCAGUGGGGGAGGGGAGAGAAUUCUGUAGUAAUAAAGGUGUAUAAACACUAUGUAAGACA
Molecule: messenger RNA, 1612 nt
Organism: Hemicordylus capensis (graceful crag lizard)
Lineage: Eukaryota; Metazoa; Chordata; Lepidosauria; Squamata; Cordylidae
Gene: TMEM183A
Product: transmembrane protein 183A
Exons: 8
Coding region: 319-1422 (367 amino acids)
Biological process (GO): regulation of protein stability
Cellular component (GO): SCF ubiquitin ligase complex
Molecular function (GO): protein binding
Source: RefSeq, a predicted model, not a curated record